Lachancea dasiensis is the source of this 2160-nucleotide messenger RNA. NCBI's taxonomy places the organism in Eukaryota, Fungi, Ascomycota, Saccharomycetes, Saccharomycetales, Saccharomycetaceae. The record is from the annotation of a GenBank genome assembly.
AUGUCUAGCGAAGUUGUCCAAUUAGCCCAAGCCAGGGCUCUGGCAAUGACCACGAAGCCUGAAGAAAUGCUUCCUAAAGUUUUGGAGACAGCUCUUUCGCUCUACCAAUCAACAAAGGGCCCAUCCGUGGAGCUGGGAAGAAUAUGUGCACGGUUGUUCACAGACGUUCUAAACCAUGAGGAAGUUCCUGCCAGUGAAAAGCCGUUCAUCGCAUCGCAAAACUUGGUGGCAUUAUCGCAGCUUUGUCGCUCGUAUCAGGACCAUUCUAUCGUGCGGGAUAGCAUCCUGGCUUUCAGUAAAUGUUACGAUUCACUUUUUGAUCUGGUGGCUAAGACUUCCAAUAAAGAACUGUGGGACACGAUGUGCCAGCUCAAGGAAUUUAUCUUGUCGAAGUGGAAGAGUGUGUAUCCACUUACGCCGUCUGAAGACCCGUUGGAAGAUCACGGAAGGUCGUUGGGCGUCAAGCUGGCAACUGUGCGCUUUAUGUGCACCGUGAUUAUUGUGCAUACACAGGGAUCUACAGGCAUCAGUAUCGCGUCGGUUCCCGACAGCCAUCCUGUUAUCAAGUCAAAGACCCAGCUAGAAUCCGGGGCUAAAAAGUUAUUAGAUUAUCUGUUGAGCUAUUUAUCAGACGAACCCAUGAUGGUGUCCUCGUUGUUCAUGGGUAUCUUAAACUGCUUGAGUUUUAUUAUGAAGCAAAGACCUCAAGCCACGAACCGUAUUCUAAAUGGCAUCUUGAGAUUCAACGUCGACAAUAAGUAUCAGCAGAACUCGGAGUCUGCUCUGCACUAUCGUUUGGCGAAAAGGUUUGUAGAGCGUUGCUAUAAAGUCUUUGUUCAAUACGGCCUGAAAUCUCAGCUUAUCAAGAAUUCGGGCAGCUCUGCUCAGUACCAUGCAAAACUUUCCAAAAUAUCCCAGACAUUGCAUGUAAUAGGUGAAGAAACGAAGUCAAAGGGUAUUCUAAACUUCGACACUAAGCAAGUGGAACGCAAGAUGCCUCCGCGUGACAGAUCCAAGUUCAUCGCUCUCCAGAAAGCUACAGCCAGCCAGCAACCAGUUGCUAAGUCGGAGGCUCAGCAGCCACGACUUUCACCAGAUAUGCAAAUUCUUCAUGAGCUGCAGAAGUAUGCGAUGUCCAAGUCGUCUACUUCUGGAUUCUUCAAUAAUUCUCCUGUCGCCAUUGAUAACACAUAUGCAUCGGUGUAUUCGCUCAUGAACAGCAAGCACUCUGAGCAUGACGUUUCAAAGCUGUCACCAAGCGUUAUGGCUAAGGUCUGUACAGAGUCUCUGUAUCAAACCGACACUAACAAGAUUAUUUCGGGCCUUUCUAUAGUUGCAUCUCGCUAUACUGACCUGAUGAAUAAAGCGUCCCAGUCUGCUGUUCCUCGAAAACGUUCUCAAGAAGACGAACCCAGCGGCCAGCAUGUGGCAAAGAAGCAGGAGGUUGCCCCUUUACCAGAGGACGACGACGUCUCGGAGGAGGAGGACAAACAGGAAUUCACUUUGGGCCUUCCAACGCCGAUGUCUUCCGACGAGAAGGAGGCCCACUUCUCGCGGGUUCUGGCACACAUAAUGUCAGUGAGAAACCUGGAGGAAGAGGCAAGCACCCACGACGAGACACACGAUAAUAUACUGCACAAGGUAAGGCUGCUGAGAUGGGACAACAAGACAUCAUGGCUAACUUUGCUAAUUCGUUUAGCUACUAGAGGUGUCAGCCGAAACGCGGAAAUGAGCAACAAGGCGAGGAACACAAUCUACGAGUUUUUUCUUGAAGAUUUUGGGAGCCGCAUCGACGUGGUCAUCGAAUGGUUGAGCGAGGAGUGGUACUAUGAGUCGCUGGAAAACAAGAGCUCGCCUGUUUACGACGAAUGGUCGCUGAAAGUUUUGGAUGCUCUAAUCCCUGUGUUAGAGCCUUCGCACAGGCGUCAGUUCAUCAGGCUGGUGAGUGAAGUACCUCGUCUGACGCAGCACCACAUUGACAGAAUCAAAUCCUUGUGCCUUGACCCACUUCGGAGCUCCCUAGGAUUUCAAUCACUCAAAUUUAUGAUUAUGUUCAGGCCCCCAGUAAAGGCCUUUAUCGAGAACAUAUUGAGGGCCAUGCUUGACGAGGACGAAACCGUUAAGGAGCAAUGUGAGUCAAUUCUCGCAAAAUUCUACUGA